Mytilus trossulus (common blue mussel) is the source of this 2356-nucleotide messenger RNA. Its product is annotated as neural cell adhesion molecule 1-like. Gene Ontology annotation, cellular component: plasma membrane. The record is from RefSeq and is a predicted model, not a curated record. The transcript is spliced from 11 exons. Gene Ontology annotation, biological process: cell-cell adhesion. NCBI's taxonomy places the organism in Eukaryota, Metazoa, Mollusca, Bivalvia, Mytilida, Mytilidae. Gene Ontology annotation, molecular function: protein binding. Bases 1 to 1836 code for a protein of 611 amino acids.
AUGGGUGAUAGUGUAACAUUAGACCCAUACUAUGGUCCUGAAAAUGUUGUAGUAGAACCUGCAAUCACACAUUUAAAUGUUACAGAAGGAACUACAUUAGGUCCUUUACAUUGUUAUGCAACCUGCAAUCCUGGAUGUAAUUACAAUUGGAAACAAAAGUGGACAGGCACCUUCAACCCCGUUCCUAAAGAAUACAUGUUUAACCAAGGCCGGGGUGUAAGGGUUCAAGCCAUAAACAGAAGUCAAACCGGAAAAUACCGCUGCCGGGUAGAUCAUUCUACAGGCUAUGUAUACAAGACAAAAGACACAUUAGUGAAUGUACAGUAUUCUCCGAAAAUAACUGAUAUAUGGUUAAGUUCUGACAGACAGAGAAAUAGAGUACGUAGUCCUGCAGCUUUUUUUUUAAAUGAAGAAGAACAUGUGAAAAUGGCACUGCGUGUGGAAAGUAAUCCUGAUCCGCAAAUAAUGUUUAAAUCUGCCUUGUUGAAAAUUAAACUACAAUAUAAAGGCAAUGGAUAUAUUGAUUACACAUCUAACCUACCUUCUCUUAAAUGUGAAGAUUCUGGAAAUUUCCCAAUUCAGGCUAGUAAUGGGAUACCAUAUGCAGAUACUAGAACGGUGAACUUUAAAAUAUGUUGUAAACCUAGAAACGCCACAUCAAAAUCAAGAACAAUAGGUGCAAAAAUUGAUACAGUAGAAAAUAUAGAAUUUCAAGUUAUAUCAUUCCCGGCACCAAAUGUAACGUGGGGACGUGUUACUGGCUUCACUUGGAAGAUCGAGAAAAACAGAUAUGAAUACAGACACAAAAUUCAUUCCGAAAUACGUAUCAGAUCGGAAGAGGACUUUGGUGUGUAUGUAAUCAACAUAUGUAACGGAUUUGGAUGUAUUGUGGAAAAUAUUACUUUGAAACCGCAAGAUAAGCCAGAAACACCGCAAAAUAUCUCUGUCGUAACAACAACAUUUCGAUCAGUAAAUAUAUCUUGGAUUGCUGGAUUUAAUGGUGGACACGAGCAAACCUUUUCGGUUCAGUAUAAAGCUACAGAUGAUGUAAAAUGGAACACAAAGAGUCUACAAAAUAAUGAUAUUAAAACGGGUAGUACGGUAUACUACACACUAGAUCAGCUGAAACCAGACACGUCAUAUCAAGUAGUUGUUGUGUCAAAGAACUUACAAGGACAAAGGAAUGCAUCAUUUGAAUUUAAAACGGAAGUUGAACCUACUGUUCAAUCGCCAUCAAAAUCAGCCUCCAUGACUCCUAUAUUUAUUGGAAUUGGGUGUGUUAUUGCAGUUAUACUUAUAGUAGUCAGUUCUCUAUAUGUGUUUUGCAACAAAAGAAAUAAAUUUAACACACGUGUUUCAGAAUCAACAGCUGAAAGCAAUGUGUUGUAUGCAGCAGUUGAUAAGGUACAACAGAAAUUAAAACGGAGAAACCCGGGAAACGAAAACGAGGAUUCUACUGAACCUGCAAAUGCUGAAUAUGCAUCUGUUGUUAAACCUAAAUCCAAAUCUAAAAAGGUACAUUACAAAGAAGAUGAAAUUGAAAAAGCAAAUGAUGAAUAUGCAGUUGUGGACAAAUCAUAUAAAAAGAUACAUUACACAGAGAAUGACAACGUUCAUUUCAAUCAAGGCAAUGCAGAUUUGCUGAUACAUCAACCAUUGAAAACAAAACCAUCUGGACGGAGAAAAAAUCAGGAUGGUUUGACAUACAUAGAAGUAUCCUUUACCAGGAAGCCAAAAGAUCGACGUCGUAUCAUUGGAUCAGAAAACAGAACAAACUAUGUUGAUAUAGACUUCACAAAGAAAGCUGACCCAUUACCAGAAAGUUUAGAUGAAUGACCUUUGUGACCUCUAACUCGAGUUUUGUUAUCAACAUUUUAAAUAUACAUGUAUGUUUUACAGUAUGAAGUGUAUCACUUGUAUAUUUACAAAAGAGAGAGAGAGAGACAGAGAGAUAGAGAGAGAGAGAGAGAGAGAAAGUUGUUCUGAUCUUUCAUUUGUCCUCAUGUGCUUUGUUUAUAUGCCAUUUUGGUUUUUUGUUGUUGACAUAUUUGUUUCUUUUUAUAGUGAUUAUGAUUAUAACACAUUGUGACAAUGACAAUAUAGACUGUUGUACCCGUAUUUUGACAUUUGUUUGUAUUGUUUACACAAUGUUGUCAAUAAAAUGGAAAUUAAUGUAAAACAAAAAUGGACUGUUUUACAAGUGAAAGAUUAAGCUAGCUGCAUGUAUAAGACACCAUUUUUUACACGAUGAAAUUUCCUGGUCUAUGUCAGGAAUAUGUUAGUUUCUUUUAUUGGUUUGUGUUUAAGCUUUUGAUUUUGCCAUAUGAUAAGCGAAUUCCCGUUUUGAAUUUUGCUU